Clonostachys solani is the source of this 4446-nucleotide messenger RNA. Lineage: Eukaryota; Fungi; Ascomycota; Sordariomycetes; Hypocreales; Bionectriaceae. The record is from the annotation of a GenBank genome assembly.
CCCGCAAAUUGGCUCGUUGGCUCGUGGGUCAACUUGCAGCUGUCGCUUCUACAAGAAUAUGGAUUCUCGCCCUUUUGCUGUACGAUCGAGGAAGCUAGCAUGGAGAUCGCCGUGAAGUUGCUACUGACGGUGUUGACGAUAGUCAUCAUCGCAUGGGGACUCACAGGACCUCUCCGCCAACCCUCCAGGAAACAGCCACGGUCUGAAACCUGGACCUUGCGAGUUGACGAUAUCCCCACAAACGAAUCUGGAGUUUUUGCCAGUAAUCUACAGACCAUCAUCGACCAGGACCGGAAAUUGAAAGACGCCGUCCCUACUCCAAUCUGCUGCAACUCUAUCUCGCCGCGGGAUGGUCGCUCCAGCUGUGCUACGGUUUCGAUCACUUCAUCUCUCCUAGCUGAGGAGUUAUGCACCUUGCUGGAAAGAGCUCUCAGCAAGUACUCUUACACCUUUUCAUGUACAUUUGAUGGCAUCACCCCACUCUACGAGGACCCAAGCCGCGUAGAUGUUGACAUCAUUGUAAUUCCUGGCCUCGGAUGCAAUGCAAUCGGUUCAUGGAGAAGUCGCAAGACCAAUAAGAUCUGGCUACGCGAUUUCUUACCCCAAGACUUUUCUAAUAUAAGAGUUCUUCUUUAUGGAUACGAUAGUACGCUGCCGGGCAGCCAUUCUAAACAAUCUAUCGCUGAUCUGGGCAAUGCUCUGAUGGAAACAGUCACUGCUUUUCGGUCUAAAACUCAAACUCUCAGGCGCCCGAUCAUUUUCAUCAGUCAUAGUCUGGGUGGCCUUUUGAUUAAAGAGGCACUUCUCCUUUCCAGAAGAAAGUUUGGGGAAACAAACCCUACUAUCUCCAGAGCUACCUAUGGGAUCCUUUUCUUCGGCGUGCCUAAUCAUGGCCUUCGGAACGAGCAGUUACGAACACUUGUCGACGGUCAACCUAAUAAAGCUUUUAUCAAUGAUCUCCUCGUGGAUGAUGAUUCAGAAGCGUCGGGCUUCCUGAAAAGACUUACAGUACAGUUUGCCGAAAGCUUCAAGGGCUAUUACCACAUCGUAACUUUCUACGAGCGGUUACUUAGUCCGACCUUGGAGCGUAAUAAAGCCGGGGGAUGGUCAAAGACUGGUCGGAGAUGCUUGAUGGUGACGGAACAAUCAGCUACCAGCACCGGAAUAGUGGCUACAGCCGACGAAGACAACAUCCCAAUGAACGCUGACCACUCCGGGCUCGUCAAGUUCAGUUCCAGAAAUCAUGGUGAAUAUUUGGUAGUCCAAGAGAGACUAAGACAACUAGUUGAGGAAACAAAACAAAAGGUUUCCCAAAGAUUUGCUGAAUCUGACCUGUACUGCCCUAGUUCAGAAACACCUCAAGCUUGUUUAAGGUCUUUGGCCUAUGAGGCUAUGGACACUCGACUUGAUACUAUUAUUGAGGAAUCUGAUGGUACCUGUGAAUGGCUUUCGAGUCAUGAAAACUUCGUCAAAUGGAGGGACCAGCACCGAGGUCUCUUGUGGAUCAAAGGAAAGCCUGGAUCAGGCAAGUCUACUAUUACAAAGUAUGCAGUCAAGAGACUCUCCAAAGUCUAUGGGCCUGAGACCCAGGUUUUUUCGUUCUUCUUCCACGCGCGGGGCCACGAGCUUCAGAAAUCUCUGCUUGGUUUCUUCCGAUCCAUUUUGCACCAGAUUCUCCAACGCUACCCCGGUUCGCUCAAUGAUCUAGUUGAUGCGUUUAAUACGAAACGAAUGUCAAUUGGUGAGCCGGGGAAGAAUUGGCACUGGCACCUCCAACCGCUCCAAGAAUUUCUGAAAUUAGGGCUCCCCAAGAUCCUGACGAGGUUCCCCGUCGUCUUUUUUAUCGAUGCAUUAGAUGAAUGCGGCCAAAGCCCUGCCCUCGAUCUGAUCAAAUACUUCCAAAGGGUGCUCCAGUGUCUGCCUUCAAAGGGCUGCCAAUUUGGUGUUUGCUUCUCUUGCCGCCAUUACCCUAUCAUUCCAGGUAAUGGUGGGUUAGAAGUAGUGUUGGAAGAAGAAAACUAUAAAGACAUUUCCAUGUUCGUCAAGAGGAGUCUUCUCAUCAUCAACAAUAAUGAUCUAAAUGAGGAGCUCUUCAAUCUGAUUGUUGGGCGUGCGCGAGGAGUUUUCCUGUGGGCUAUGCUGGUUGUGAGAGAAGUUUCACGAAUGGCAAUUGAAGGCGAGUCGAUGGCUACAAUGAAAGCUGAAAUAGCUCGUAUGCCACGGGAUUUGAAUCCAUUCUAUGAGGAACUCGUCAAGAGCAGCAAGAAUCAUCCCGCAACGCUGAGCCUAAUCCAAUGGCUUUGUUUCCCCGCAACCCCCUUGGAUAUUGAUCAAUUACAGUGGGCUCUGGUUGUUGAUCCCAAGUCUCCACUGAAGACUCUCGAAGAGUACCGUGCAUCCGAGAAUUUCAUAUCAAGCGAUAGAUUCGAGACCAGGAUCAAGACUCUGAGUUGUGGGCUUGUGGAGGUCAGCCGCCACACUGUCCAAUUUAUUCACCAGUCAGUCAAGGAUUUCUUUCUUGAUCAAGGGCUGGCCCUUCUUGAUCAGAGAGAACCAAAUGAGGUUGUUGCAGCUGCUCACUGCCGUAUGUCUCUGAUAUGCGUCCAGUACAUGAAUAUAUGCUGUAAGGACCCAGGCAUUAUCGGGAGACAAAUUUACGAAACCCCCCUACGUCGGUAUGCAGCCACAAACUGGUCAUUUCAUGCGAUUCUUGGGCAGAAUGCGCGGCAUUUUCCAAAAGAGUUCCUUGAUGUAAUACAAUGGCCAAACGAGGGCCCGCUUCAGAGCUGGUUGCGACUGGUGAGGAACACAGUUUUUCCAAGUUUUCCACCGGAGACGACUUUGAUGCAUCUUGUAGCCAGAUUUGAUCUGCGAAGAUUGUGCUUCUUCCUGACCUCUCCUCUUUGUGGCGAUGCAGCAUUACACCAAUAUGGGAAAAGCAGCUGUCAUUGUCCACCUCUCCUACACAAUAACGAGGAUGGAUAUGGAACGGCUGUGCAAAGUCUCCCUAUCGAAAAGGUGUACUUUGACUUGAAGGACCGGAAUGGCCGCACACCACUUUCUUGGGCAGCAGAACACGGAUCUCUAGAAGUCGCUAAGCUGCUUCUUAAUACUGGUCAAGUUGACGUUGAAUCAAGAGAUGAAAUUGGCCAGACACCACUUUCAAGGGCGGCGAAGUAUGGAUCUCUAGAAGUCGCCAAGCUACUUCUUGAUACCGGUCGAGCCGAGGCUGAUUCGAGAGAUAAUGCUGGCCGCACACCAUUUUCGUGGGCAGUAGAACAUGGAUGUCUAGAAGUCGCCAGGCUACUUCUUGAUACCGGUCGAGUUGAUGCCGACGCGACAGAUGAUAUUGGCCGCACACCACUUUCGUGGACAAUAGAACAUGGCCACCUGUCAGUCGCUAGGCAACUAGAAGUUGCCAGGCUACUUCUUGAUACCGGUCGAGUUGAUGCCGACUCGAGAGAUGAUGCUGGCCGCACACCACUUUCGUGGGCAGCAAAACGUGGGGCCCUAGAACUCGCUAGGCUACUUCUUGAUACCGGUCGAGUCGAGGCCGACUCGAGAGAUGAUACUGGACGCUCGCCGCUUUCGCAUGCAGAAGGGAGGUCUCCAGAAGUCGCCCAGCUGCUUAUUAAUACCGGUCAAGUUAACGUCGACUCGAGAGAUAAUACCGGUCGAACACCACUUUCGUGGUCAGCGCGCACGUUCAAUACAGAAAUCGCCAAGCUACUUCUCAAUACCCGCAACGUAGACGUUGACUCGAGAGAUGACGCUGGCCGGACACCUCUGUCGUGGGCUGUAUCGUCGGCAGCUGAAGGGGUAGCUCAACUGCUCCUCAAUACAGGCCGAGCUGAGGCUGACUCGAGAGACAAUGCCGGCCGUACACCUCUCUCGUGGGCUAGUUCGGCAUCACGUCUUGUAGCGGCAAGUAUGCUCCUUGAUACCGGCCGAGUUGAGGUUGACUCAAGGGAUAGUACUGGCCGGACGCCUCUGUCAUGGGCUGCAGCAUCCUAUCAUCUAGAUGGAAAAUUUACCAACGGAGAGUGGGUCCCUUCUUCAUGGAAAGAACCAUCCUCUAAGAGUGUAGUUGAAAUACUCCUUGAUACGGGCCGAGCUGAAGUUGACUCGAGAGACAACACUGGCCGGACACCCCUCUCUUGGGCCGCAGAAUCACCCAAGUCAUUGAUAACAGUCAUGAUGCUCCUUAAAACAGGCCGAGUUGAUGUAAACUCAAGAGAUGACAACGGUCGAACGCCUCUCUGGUGGGCCGCACGGCACGGGUCAUGGCUUGUGGUCGAAAGGCUCUUCAAUUCAGGCCAGGUCAAGAUUGGAUCAGAACUCCAAACCUGUGUCCCGCUUGCUGUUCGAUUCAGCAAGGCACGGCGAGAAGAACUCCUCAAGAUGCUUUCGGUUGAAAGCGAGGGUGAAGGUUCUGGACACGGAUAG